GAAUUUGCCUUGGAAUGCAACUGGCAGUGGUCGAAUUCGCAAGAAACUGCCUGAACUUGAAAGAUGCUAAUUCUACAGAAUUUGAGCCAAACACUCCAGUUCCAUUGGUAAUCGACAUGCCUGAACACAACCCUGGUGACUUGGGAGGAACAAUGAGACUGGGAUUAAGACGAACUGUUUUCACAACUGAAAAUUCCAUACUGAGGAAGCUUUAUGGUGAUGUUCCUUAUAUAGAAGAAAGACACAGACAUCGGUAUGAGGUAAACCCUAACCUGGUCAACCAAUUUGAGAAGAAAGACCUUUGUUUUGUUGGUCAGGAUGUAGAUGGGAAGAGGAUGGAAAUUAUUGAACUGACAAGUCAUCCUUAUUUCAUCGGUGUCCAGUUCCAUCCUGAGUUUUCUUCUAGGCCAAUGAAGCCUUCUCCUCCAUACCUGGGGCUCUUACUUGCAGCAACCGGCAAUCUGAAUGCCCAUCUGCAACACAUGAGCAGACUGUCACCCAGUGAUGUAUACAGCGAUGUCAGCGAUGACAGCUUUUCUGAGGCAAAGCUGGCUGAACUGGAAAUCAACUGAAGUUCUUUCUUGCCUCAUGAGUAACAGGGGCCACCCAAAAGGCCUCUGAAGUAAUUAAGAUGAAAGAAUUAUCUGAAGAAACCACCACACUGUUCCCUUGACAUGGGCUAUGAAGAUUCAAAGGGAAUCCAAAAAUGUUUACUUCAUGAAACAGAACCAAAGGGAUUCUUUGCUUUUUCCUCCUGAGGCAGCCUGUAGUAUUCACUCAUUUCUAUACUUAAUUAAACGUUAUUCAGCAGCAA
This is a messenger RNA of Cricetulus griseus (Chinese hamster), 814 nucleotides long. NCBI's taxonomy places the organism in Eukaryota, Metazoa, Chordata, Mammalia, Rodentia, Cricetidae. The record is from RefSeq and is a predicted model, not a curated record.